AUGUAUCUGCGUAUUGUUCAACGUCGAUUAGCACCCAUCCAGAAUAAUCUUAUAAGAACAUAUAAAUAUCAAUCGAAAGUAUUUGGAUAUAAUGCAGAAUUAAAAACUCAUGGAAAUACUGAAGAAAUAGCGAAUAGUCUUCGUGAUUACAACCAAGCUCGUCAAGCUAAUCCUCAUGCGGCGUUACUUAUUGAUGCUUAUCGUAAGCACGGCCAUCGUCUGGCCACGAUCGAUCCAUUGGGAAUCAAUAUUAACACAUCAAUUCCUGAAUUAGAUGCAAACAUAUUUACCGUUGAUUUCAAUGUUACAAAUGAAGAUGAUGUUCGCUCUCUAUUCGGUGGUCUAUCAAGACAACGAUCGAUACCGAAAACAAAAGAUGACCUGAUAAGACAACUCGAGGAAAUCUAUUGUCAAUCAAUAAGUUUAGAAUGCGAACACAUUGAAAGUGAUAUUGAACGUCUUUGGGUUGCUCGUCGAUUUGAACAAUUACGUACAUCGGAAACCGUGUCCGACGAUAUUCAACAAAGAAUUACUGAACAGAUGCGUCGAUGUGAGACAUUUGAUCAAUUUCUACAAGCUAAAUUUCCAACAUUGAAACGUUACAGUGGCGAAGGAGCCGAAGGCAUGAUGGCAUUUUUCGAUCUAGCAUUUAAACAUUCGGCACAAUUAAACAUUGAUAAUGUCGUUGUUUGUAUGCCACAUCGAGGUCGAAAUAAUUUACUUGUUUGCCUACUGAAUUAUCCAGCAGCGACAAUGUUUCGAAAGAUAAAAGGAAAACGUGAAUUUCCCAACGAUGUCAAAUCAACCGGCGACGUUCUUUCUCAUUUAUAUACAACAACUGAUUUAACUUAUGAUGGAAAAAAUGUUCAUGUUUCACUUAUUCCUAAUCCAUCUCAUCUUGAAGCUAAUAAUCCAGUUGCCGUCGGUAAAACACGCGCCUGUCAAUUAUCAUUAAAAGAUGGUCAUUAUGCUAAUGCAGAAAAUGCCAGUCGACAUGGUGACAAAGCACUUUGCAUUCAAGUACACGGGGAUGCUUCCUUUGCCGGACAGGGUAUCAUACCUGAAACAUUCCAAUUGGGUAAUUUACCUAAUUAUUCGGUUGGCGGAAGUAUUCAUCUUGUUACUAACAAUCAAAUUGGCUACACAACACCGCAACAUUUAGCACGUUCUUCACGUUAUUGUACUGAUUUUGCGAAAGUUGUUAAUUGUCCAAUUAUUCAUGUUAAUGGCCAAUGUCCAGCAGAAAUUGCUCAAGCUGCACAAUUAGCAUCGGAAUACCGUGAUUUAUUUCGUAAAGAUGUUGUUGUUGAUCUUGUCUGCUUUCGUAAACAUGGACACAAUGAACUCGAUGAUCCAACAUUUACGCAACCAUCAAUGUAUAAAAAAGUGCAAGAACACUAUAAACAAGAAUCUCCACUAGACGAAGGAUUGAAUGAAAGAAUUCGUUUGUUUCGCAAUACUUUAGAAGAGCAAUAUUCUAUUGCUGAUAAAUAUCAACCACAAGCUCCUCAUCUCGAACGACAAUGGUCUGGAUUUAUUCAAGCUAAAUCAGUUCGAACUCAAUGGAAUACGGGUCUCAGUGAAAAUUUACUUAAAUAUAUCGGUGCAAAAUCUGUUGAUGUACCAGAAGAUUUUCAUGUUCAUUCAACUAUUGCUCGAUCUCAUGUUCAAAAACGUCAACAACGCAUUGAAGCAGGCAAUGGCCUUGAUUGGUCAACAGCUGAAGCAUUAGCAUUUGGCUCAUUACUUCUUCAAGGAUUUAACAUUCGUAUUAGUGGUCAAGAUGUUGGCCGAGGUACUUUUAGUCAACGGCAUGGCAUGCUUGUUAAUCAAAAAACGGACGAUGUAUAUAUUCCACUGAAUGCCUUAGACGCAAAACAAGGUUUUUUUGAAAUCUGCAACAGUAUUUUAUCUGAAGAAGCAGUACUUGGUUUUGAUUAUGGCUUUAGUAUUCAUGAUCCGAAGAAUCUCGUUAUUUGGGAAGCACAAUUUGGAGAUUUCUUUAAUGGUGCUCAAAUUAUCAUCGAUACUUAUGUUAGCGGAGGCGAACUAAAAUUUCUUACACAAUCUGGUAUUGUUAUGUUACUUCCACAUGGAAUGGAUGGUGCCGGACCGGAACAUAGUAGUUGCCAUUUAGAAAGAUUCUUACAGAUGACGGACAGUAAAGAAAAUGGCAUCGAUGGUGAUGAUAUCAACAUGCAAAUUGUUAAUCCAACAACACCAGCUCAAUAUUUUCAUCUUCUACGACGACAAAUGAUACGAAAUUUUCGCAAACCAUUGAUUGUAGCUGGACCCAAAAUCUUACUUCGUCAUCCGGAUUGUGUCUCAACAUUAACCGAUAUGGCUGAUGGUACCAGUUUCCUACCUGUCUUAAGUGAUACCAUGUCAAAGACGAAAUUAAAUCCUGAAAAGAUUAAACGUCUUCUAUUCACAAGUGGCAAACAUUAUUAUACAUUGAACGAAGAACGUGAUAAACGAAAACGUGAUGAUACGGCGAUAAUUCGCUUAGAAGAAUUAUGUCCUUUUCCAGCUGAUGAACUUCGACAAGAAAUUAAAAAAUAUAAAAAUGCAAAAGAAUUUAUUUGGUGCCAAGAAGAACAUCGAAAUCAGGGUGGUUGGGUUUUCGUUAGACCAAGAUUUGAAAAUAUCGUUGGCAUUCAUCUCAACUAUGCCGGACGCGAAGUACUUGGCACACCCGCAGUAGCUAUUGGUGAAGUUCAUCAACAAGAAUGCGCUCAAAUUUUAAAACUUGCGUUCGACUGA
Rotaria socialis is the source of this 2763-nucleotide messenger RNA. NCBI's taxonomy places the organism in Eukaryota, Metazoa, Rotifera, Eurotatoria, Philodinida, Philodinidae. The record is from the annotation of a GenBank genome assembly.